This is a messenger RNA of Paramecium pentaurelia, 530 nucleotides long. The record is from the annotation of a GenBank genome assembly. NCBI's taxonomy places the organism in Eukaryota, Ciliophora, Oligohymenophorea, Peniculida, Parameciidae.
AUGAGUGAAAGUCAAGAAUCAUCAGAAUUUCAAUCAGGUUCAUCUAAACUUGAAAAUAAGUACAAUUUUCAUUAAUAAAAGGAGAAGUAAUUAAUUAGGUUUGACUAAUAUUGAAAGUGGAGAUGAAUUAAUAAAAAAGAAAACUAAAUUAAAUGAUGAAAAUGGACAAAUCAAAAUUUCAAGAAAGGUAAGUGAUGAUCUAAUUAAAAUGUUUGAAAGAUUGCCAAAUGAUUAAAUCACUAAAUUAUUAGAUGCUAUCAAAGUCAAAAAUUCACGUAUUUAUCAACUAUAAUAUAUAAAUAGCUGAUUUACCUGUUAGAGUUAAUCUUGUAGAUCUAAUGUAAAAAGAUGAAGAUUUUGUUUUAGAUAGUUAAUCUGAUUCAUAAAAAGAAAAAAAGAGAAAAAAAAGAGAAUCCAAAGAAAAAGAAUGCAAAUGCUGUAAAUAAGUAGUUAAACGUCAUCAUUGUACACAUACAGAAUGUGAGAAACCAUGUUAAACAUAAGAAAAAAUGAAAAAAAACAAAACUUGA